Aspergillus puulaauensis is the source of this 1596-nucleotide messenger RNA. RefSeq lists its product as uncharacterized. NCBI's taxonomy places the organism in Eukaryota, Fungi, Ascomycota, Eurotiomycetes, Eurotiales, Aspergillaceae. Gene Ontology annotation, cellular component: membrane. Gene Ontology annotation, molecular function: transmembrane transporter activity. The transcript is spliced from 2 exons. Gene Ontology annotation, biological process: amino acid transport; transmembrane transport. The record is from RefSeq and is a predicted model, not a curated record. The coding region runs from base 1 to 1596 and encodes 531 amino acids.
AUGGAAGUGGAAUCCGAGACCUGGAAGCCCACCGAGCAACAAAUCCAAGAUGCCCAAGAUCUGGCGGACUUUGGUCACGGCCAGACUCUCGAGCGUAAAUUCAACCUAUGGAGUAUGCUAGCCCUAGCAUUCUGCGUUCUGGGAACAUGGUCAACCUUCGCACAAGACUUGUCUGAUGGCCUCAUCAAUGGCGGUCCAAUCUCCAUUCUCUGGGGCCUUGCCCUGGUGACAUUCUGCAAUACAUGCGUGGCAGUUUCUCUUGGAGAAAUCUGUAGCAGCAUGCCAACAGCACUGGGACAAGCCUACUGGAUCUUCCGCUUAUGGAGCAGCCCCCUGGGCCGCUUCGUCUCCUAUAUCUGCGCUUGGAUCAAUGUUUUUGGAUGGUGGACUCUUGCUGCCUCCCAAGUUGCAUUCAUGACCAACUUUAUCCUCGGGAUGAAAGUGAUGUUCGAUGAGAGCUGGACUGGCGCAUCCCAAGGGUGGCUUGAGUUUGUUGUCUAUAUUGGAUGCGUGUUCGUCCUUACAUUGAUCAAUGUCGUUGGCUGUCGCCGGGAUAACUUCCUCCCCUGGCUCAACAAUUUCGUGGGAGUGUGGUUCUUGGGACUCUUCUUGGUCUUCUGUCUAGCCCUUCUUAUUUCCGUGGCCAUCAAGCCAGGCCUGUCGUACCAGCCAGCCUCGUUUGUCUUUGCGAAAUGGAUCAACCAGACAGGGUGGUCGGAUGGGGUUGUGUGGUUUAUGGGACUGGUGCAAGCCGCUUAUGGCUUGACUGCAUUCGAUGCGGUGAUUCACAUGGUCGAGGAGAUCCCAGCCCCUCGAAAGAACGCCCCCAGAGUUAUCUACUUCGCCGUGCUCUCCGGUGCAAUCAGCGGCUUCAUCUUGAUGAUGGUGUGCCUUUUCUGUAUUCAGGAGGUGAAUACUGUCAUAAACGCGCCAAGUGGUCUGCCGUUCAUGACAUUAGUCCAAGAGACCGUUGGGCUGAACGGCGCCGCUGUGCUCAUCUCCCUAUUCAUCAUGAACGGUCUUGGUCAGAGCAUUAGUAUCGUAACCACUGCAUCUCGCCUCACCUGGGGAUUUGCCCGUGACGGCGGACUGCCAUGCAGUCAAUAUCUUUGCUAUGUUGAUCCCAUCUGGAAGGCCCCCGUUCGCGCCUUAUGGUUCCAAGGCGUUCUGAUCGCCCUAGUCGGCAUCCUAUUCCUCUUCGCCGAAACCGUCCUGACCGCUAUUCUAAGCGUGAGUACCAUUGCACUGACCAUUUCCUACGGUCUGCCCAUCCUGACCGUGCUCUGGGUCGGCCGUGAUCAACUUCCACCGGGGGGUCAGUUCCGGCUAGGGAAGAUGGGCGUUCCAGCGUACUGUGUCAGCCUGGUUUACUGCGUCAUCACGUCAAUUUUCUUCUUCUUCCCUACUGUCCCCAAUCCACCGGGCGGGGAAAUGAACUAUGCCAUCGCGGUCUUUGGCGUGAUGCUGGUCAUUGCGGUGGCUUUCUGGUUCAUUCAGGGGAACCGCACGUAUUUGAAAACAGAGGAGUCUUCCAUUGCGAUGGUCAUUCAGGCGCAAGAGCAAGCGAACAAUGAAAGCCCCGUUUCUGAACAGUGA